AUUUAAAUGCAAAACACUUUUGGCAAAUAACAAUCUGAUUAGUAAUUAAGAAUCGCUUUCGCGCACGGAAAGAUCCUAUCAAUAUCUGCCGAGUUCGCGUACACUACGAGAGAUUCUUGAAAAUACGUCUAACAAAUUAAAAAAAAAAAGUUGAUUUACCGCGCUCAUUUCAUCAUGAGGUAGAGAUGAAAGGCAGAGCACGUGAUGCACAUGAAGUAGCGCGAAGUAUAUGCGGCACCGCGCGGGAACUGGUAUCUAAUCGAAGGACAGCUUUAUCCGACUUUACGCGGAUUUGUUUGACCAAUCGGUGGCUAACGAGCGGCAUAGUUCUCAGAGCCGCGUCCUCGAGCGGGCUGCAGAUGCGAAGAGUGCGUGGGAGUCUUCGUCUACCGUUGGUCUAGAAUUCGCGACAGUGGCGAAUCUCGAUGUACGAAAUUAUUCCGAGCGGCGCUUCCGGAUGGGUCGUUAUCUUUGCCGCGGGGCAAAGGGAACUUUUAGUCAUUAAUCGUAUCUUUGCAGAUUCCGUUAGAUCGCCUCACGAAAUAUUCCGAAGAAGAAACCUACGCGUAUAAAUUAGAAUUCGCGAGUAAUUGUUGCGCGUGAAGUGUUGACACCUACUGUGUACCGAUCCACCGAUACAUCCAGUUUGUUAUAAAAUCUCAUGGAAAUAUCACGAAGCGGUGAACAAAAGCGUGAAAAAGGAUCGCGAUCUCGUUUAGAGUAUCGCAAGAGAGUGCUACCUUACCUCGAUAUCUUAUCGUGAAGUAUAUUGGCGGGUGAAGAUAGGAUAAAGAUAUUGCUCCCCUGCGAGAGCGAUUCGCCGCGGGAUCCUGGGUCUCGAUACUUCAUCGGCGAAAAGGUCCGGGGCAGUUUUUCGCGCGCAGCGAUUAACGACUAUACAUUCCGCCGUCGAAAAUUUUUCAAGAUUGAUCCUCGCUUCCUUGCAUCUCGCGUUUCUGCAUCUGUGCGGCAUAAUGGUUACAACGGAAAAGAUAGAAGACGACACCUAUAGGCAAGGUGGAUAUACCAACGAGGCCUUCCAUAUGGACGGUUUCGACUCUCACGAGAAUAUUCCACCCGAUUACGCAACAGCGACGCGUCCCGAUAAACGGCAGGAGCCUCCUGAAAGUUUAGCGGUCGCAAAGGGGGCGGAAUGGGGAGGUAGACUGGAGUUUCUGAUGGCCUGCAUAGCCACUUCCGUCGGACUAGGAAAUGUGUGGAGGUUUCCGUUCACCGCGUACGAGAACGGCGGCGGCGCCUUCCUGAUACCCUAUAUCGUUGUUUUGAUCCUGGUUGGAAAGCCCUUUUAUCUCUUAGAGGGUCUCUUGGGACAAUUCACCAGCAAUUCUUGCGCAAAAACAUUUAACAUGACGCCGGCCAUGAAAGGACUGGGAUACUCGCAGGCUUUCGCCGCGUUCUGCGUCGUUUCGUACUACUGUGCCUUGAUGGCAUUGACCCUGUACUAUUUGGUGUCGAGUUUUCAGUCCGAAUUACCGUGGUCGUUCUGUCGUCCGGAAUGGAAAGAUUACUGCAUCGACAUCUCGACGAACAAAAGUAUCUCCGAGUAUCGAAGUAACGUCACCGUUCGAAGUUCCGCGGAGCUGUACUUCAGGAAGAUAGUAUUACAGGAGUAUGAGUCCAUCGAGGACGGUAUCGGCGCGCCAUCCUGGCAAUUGUCGAUAUGUCUGUUUAUCAGUUGGGCGUUCAUCUUUGGCGUGCUUUUCCGCGGCGUGAAGAGCACGGGCAAAGCCGCCUACUUUCUCGCGAUAUUCCCUUACAUCGUGAUGACGGCCCUGCUGGUCAGAGCCGUUACUCUUGAGGGUGCCAUCGAUGGCAUCCUCUUCUUCGUGACGCCAAAAUGGGACGCCCUGUGGAAGCCCACUGUCUGGUACGCCGCUAUCACGCAAUGUUUCUUCUCGUUGUCAGUCUGCUUCGGCCCGAUCAUCAACUAUUCGUCCUACAACAAUUUUGAACACAGAGUGGACAGGGAUGUGAUGAUAGUGACCACGCUGGACACAUUCACCAGUCUGAUGGCCGGUUGCACGAUCUUCGGCAUUCUCGGCAAUCUGGCCCAUGAGAUGAAAACAAAGGAUAUCGACAAAGUGGUCCGCGGUGGCACCGGCUUGGCCUUCAUCUCCUAUCCGGACGCGUUGUCACGCUUCACUUUCGUGCCGCAACUGUUCUCCGUCCUUUUCUUCGUCAUGCUAUUCGUUCUUGGCAUUGGAAGCGCCGUCGCAUUGUGCGGCGCGACGUUUAGCAUCUUCCGCGAUCAUCUGCCUAACGUGAGGCAGUGGUUGCUGGUACUCUGCGUCACCUGUUUUGGUUUCGUCGUCAGCCUCGUCUAUAUCACCCCGGGUGGUCAAUGGUUCAUAAUGUUGAUCGAUUACUACGGCGGUACUUUCGUGGCGAUAAUCGUCGGCGUUCUCGAGUUAGUGACUGUCUUCUGGAUAUAUGGCCUCUCGAAUUUUCUCAACGACAUGGAAUUCAUGCUGGGCAAGAGGCUAAGCUUUUACUGGCGAUUUUGUUGGUUCAUAAUCACGCCCGUGCUCAUGAUCGUCAUACUGAUUUACACGUGCGCCACUUACGAGCCGCCCACAUACGAUGGCGCACGGUUUCCCGACUACGCCUAUGGAAUAGGAUGGUUUGUGCUGGUUUUAGGCAUAUCUCCUAUUGUGUGGUGGAUCGGACAUAAAAUAAUUACUCAUAGAAUGUCAUCUUUCACCGAGUCUGUCAAGGCGGCUUUUCGGCCCGCGGGAGGUAAAUGGGGGCCUAAAAGUCCGAAGAUACACAGGGAAUGGGAAGUGUUUGUGACGGAGAAGAAAUUUGGAGCUCAAGGCGGUCUGAUGAAAAUGUUUUUUAAAUAGAAACUCAGCUUUAUUUAUUACUUCCUUGUCCAUCUAAGUCAAUUAUCCGAUUCUAUUCAACUUCUAUUAAUUAGCUAAAUGUAGUAGAAAAAAUAAAAAUUAUUUUACGCAAUUAUAUUCUAUAAGAAUGUAUCUUUAAUCGAUUUUUAAAAAGUAAGAUAUUUUUAAUAAAAAGUAAGUAUCUUAGUACACCAAA
Messenger RNA from Wasmannia auropunctata (little fire ant), 3060 nucleotides. Its product is annotated as sodium-dependent nutrient amino acid transporter 1-like. The coding region runs from base 975 to 2864 and encodes 629 amino acids. Gene Ontology annotation, biological process: sodium ion transmembrane transport. Gene Ontology annotation, molecular function: L-amino acid transmembrane transporter activity. Gene Ontology annotation, cellular component: membrane. The transcript is spliced from 9 exons. The record is from RefSeq and is a predicted model, not a curated record. NCBI's taxonomy places the organism in Eukaryota, Metazoa, Arthropoda, Insecta, Hymenoptera, Formicidae.